UGUUAUCGACAUUGCAAAAAUAAAAAUCGUAUUUUGGCAUUGAUUUUGUUUAUUUGCGGGGAAAAUGCAGAUUAGCCAUCGAAAAGCGCCGCAAAAUGUAACGAAACAGGCGAGCACCUAGCUGCAGACCCAAGAUGAUACCCUGGAUGCGCGAGAAGUUCAACGAGAAACGGGCCAAGUGGCUGGCGCGCAGCAAGAGGAGCGGUGGCUCCCCUGCGGACGAAAGUCCUCGGAGCAGUAGCCACAGUCACAGCCAGCGGACGGGGACAGAUGCCAGCGAUGCGGAGAGCCUCAGCCUCAGCGGAUCCUCGCUGAAUGUCCACACGGCGGAGUCGGAGACGCAGACGGAUGGCGGGAUAGCCGGCUCCCAUUCCCGGCCUCUCGUGGGCGGCGGCGGCUGCGUCCUGAGGACUCCAUCGCCCGCCCGCCGUCGUCGCAUGCACCUGGAACUGCAGCUACAGCGCCGGGAGGAGCGAACAGGGCAGCAGGUGGCACCCCAUGACUCGCCCACGCCCACUCAACAGCAGCAGGCCCAUGCUUUGUUCCUCAGAAAAUCAUCUCACAAUCGGCCCAAUUCCUCCACUUCUGCUGGCGAGGCAGACGAUGCCAACAAGCCGGGUGAGUCGAUCAUGGUGCGGGUAAUCUGCCCCAGCUCGCGGGUUCUGGUCUUCAAGACGGACGUUAACAAGCGCCUCAACGAGCUGAAGAGCGAGGUGAUCCUGGAACUCAGCGACGAUCCCGAAUCCAUCCAGCUGUUCGCCCCGGACGUGCGGCACUUAAACCCGCGAUAUCGUCUCUACCGGGCGGAAUACUUUGGCGGCGAAUUGAACGAGGGGGACACUCUGGCCCAGCUUAAAGUGCGCAACAAUGAAACGUUUAUCUUGUCUCCACGGCGCAACACUCUGCCGCAAACUGUAUCGCGGAUCCGUGAGGUACCCGGCCCCAAUGAGCAGUUGGUGGAAAGCGCCACGCGAUAUGUGCCCGUCAACUGCAACCAGCUGCCCACCAUCGACAUCAAUGAGAUCUUUCAGCAGUCAAAUAUACAAUACGAUGUGCGAAAGGUGCUAAUAUCCCUGGCACAGGCCUCGGCGGCGGUAAUAGGUGCGGGUCCCUAUGCACCGCGACUGAUAGCCAUGCUGAAACAACGUUUGAUUAACCGGCGUAAUCAGCAGGCCGAUACGCUACAGUGCCUGGUGGACAUGGGUUUCAAACGGGAGCUGGCUGCAUUUGCCUUGAAGGCCAACAAUGGCAUUUACUCGACCACGAUGGAGUGGCUGAUACAGAACCAAAACGAGGAAAACCCACAGGAACCUCCGGCCAUGAACAUGCAGCACAGUCUAUCUUCCAUCUCGCCAUCUACGAUAGUCACCAAUAAUGAAACCAUUGAAAACACCGCCGCCUUGAUCGAGAUUGUGCGAAUCUACAGCCAUCGGGAUUCACCCCCCAGCGAUGAGAUUGUGGAAUCGCUUACUGAAAUGGGUUUCGAGGAGACGGCAGUACUGGCGGCGCUGAAGAAGACUGGUAACAACAAGGCCUCUGCUUGCGAAUGGUUGUGCGACAAUCGCUCGGGCAGCGUUAUUGAGUUGCGCGAGGGUUUGGCGCCCGAUUCGCCCAUCCUAAAGGUGAUUCUGGAAAUGCCACAGGUCCAGAUGACCCUUAGCAAUCCGAAGACUUUUCUGGCAUUUCUGGGCAUACUGGAGAACGAGCAUGCGAUACGCGUGUGGCGUGGCGACAACGACACAACCUCGGUCAUCACACAUAUCCUGCAAAAGUACCAUGAGGAGAAGCAUGUGCUGGGCAUCAACCAGUUCUACACGAACCGCUGGUGAACGGUGCCGCUAAGUGGCUUUAUUAUGAGAUUAACCAAAUUAUAUUUAUACAUAUACCUACACAAUCACACAACCGAAGUGCAUGGGUGUAGCUUGGUCCAUUUUGGGGCCCACAUUAUACAUUGUGUAUGUGCCCAUAUGUAAAGAGUAUUUUUGUAGCCAAAAACCAUACGAGUAAAACUGCACAAAGCCAAAGUUGCUAUCGCUUCGCCAAGAGCACGCGACUGCACUACAAACGCUUACCGAUCAGUACGAAAUGCAUUAUAUAUAUACACAUAAAUAUAAAUAGGAACUAGUUCUAGUCAGGCCUUCAUCCUACGAUUCUAUUAGGCUAAACACAUACUCUAUUCAUCUAGUUUGCUAGCUCAUCUUCAGCCGAAUCUCGCACUACACCUAGAAAAUGUGUCAUACUGCAUCCCACAGAUACAUACCAUCAGUUUUAAGCGCGUAAACUUGUGGUGAUUUCAGUGCGUUGUAAUGACAGGUUGUUGAAAAUGCCGCCUGCGAAACCAUCAACUCAAAGUAUUAUUUUGUAAACCAA
Molecule: messenger RNA, 2370 nt
Organism: Drosophila subpulchrella
Lineage: Eukaryota; Metazoa; Arthropoda; Insecta; Diptera; Drosophilidae
Gene: Kpc2
Product: ubiquitin-associated domain-containing protein 1
Exons: 6
Coding region: 135-1829 (564 amino acids)
Molecular function (GO): protein binding
Source: RefSeq, a predicted model, not a curated record